Molecule: messenger RNA, 1188 nt
Organism: Phascolarctos cinereus (koala)
Lineage: Eukaryota; Metazoa; Chordata; Mammalia; Diprotodontia; Phascolarctidae
Gene: TREML1
Product: triggering receptor expressed on myeloid cells like 1
Cellular component (GO): cell surface
Molecular function (GO): signaling receptor activity
Source: RefSeq, a predicted model, not a curated record
GCCCUCUAUCAUUCUCUGGACUGAGUCUCUGAGUUCAGUCUGCUCCCUGGACAGUGGAACCUCCAGCUUAUCCCACUAUGGGUUUCACCCUACUCUUGCUCUUUCUCCUGGGUAUGACAGGUUGCGUUGUCAAAGGUGCUCCCGAAACACUACAAGCCGUUGCUGGUGGUUCAAUAUCCCUGCUGUGCCACUAUGACCUAGAGGAUGCUCGGGCCCGGAAGGUGUGGUGUCAGUUUUUGUCCACAGAAUGCCAACCCCUUGUCACCUCAGUUGUGGACAGGAGGACCCCAAGCAGUGAAAAGGUCCACCUCACUGACCUGGGUGAGGGCCUACUCGAAGUAGUGAUGGAUGAUGUGCAGCUGGAGGAUGCUGGCGAAUAUGGCUGCAUGGUGGAGACAACCACAGGGCUCCGGGCCCUGGGCAUGUUCAUUCUGAAAGUAUCCCCUCCAGUGUCAAGGCAGGAUAAGGAGAACAAAGAAGACUACUGGGAAGAAACUUUGACUUUUGCUCCUAUGGAACACCCUGUAGUCAGCCCAAGCUUCAUCCCCGUGGAACCCAACCAAGAAGACUGGAGCAUUCCUCUGGUCUGGGGCUCUGUGCUCCUCCUGAGCCUGCUACUCAUGGCUGCUGUGGUAUUGGCUGUGAUCGUUGGAAGGAUGGGGGGCAAGCUGGACAUUUGUGGGAGAUCCCAAAGCAGUGAAGCUUCAGCCUUGGAUACCAGGACAUCUGCUGAAGAGCCAUCAAGUAUGCCUUAUGUCAAACUGGAGACCCCACCCUCCUUAGAUGACACUACCUAUACCAACCCGCCUUUAGGUCCCCCAACAGGAAAGCCACCACCUCCACCUCCCCCAACUACAUCGGAACCCCAGGUCCAUUUCAGCUCUAAGCCUGUCACAUAUGCGACUGUUGUUUUCCCCCCAGGGGCUGAGGGUGGAGAGGCCCCCACUCAACCUGCUCAGGAGCAAACUGACCUCCAGAACCCACCAAUCUAAUUCAUUAACUACCCUGACUCUACCAUGAAAGUAUGUACAUAGGAGUAUCAUUCCUGUGAUCUGGCUCUGUCCACCUCAUAUCAUAGAACCAAAGAAUAUUUAGACUUUAGAGAUCUUGCCUCCCUGUUAGAAUGUAAGCUCCCUGAGGGGAGGCCAUGUCUUUGUACUCCCAGGCCCUAGUACAAUGCCUGGCGUA